Molecule: messenger RNA, 2461 nt
Organism: Cornus florida
Lineage: Eukaryota; Viridiplantae; Streptophyta; Magnoliopsida; Cornales; Cornaceae
Product: interactor of constitutive active ROPs 2, chloroplastic-like
Exons: 5
Coding region: 313-2163 (616 amino acids)
Source: RefSeq, a predicted model, not a curated record
CGGGCGACCAUAUUUCCUAGCUGACAAGAACUGGCUGAGAGGAGAGUAGAGAGAGAAAGUAGAGAGAGAGUGUGUGACUCGGGAACUGCGCGCAGAAGCAGUAGCAUCGGCGGAAAGCUACCACCUGAGCCUGCGAACGACAACUCCUCAUCCCAAAACUAGGGUUUUCUUGUCUUCAAAAUUGGAAGAGUUUAGUCACCAAAACAUAAGCCCAGUCUCAGCAUACAAAAUCUUCAGGUAUUGUGGGUCAGGUGGGGCUUUGAAGCAGAGUGCUAUUAGUUUGCCCUUUUAUUAGGAAAGAAGAGGUUGAACAUGCAGACACCAAAAGCAAGCAGAACUGGCUCCUUGGAAGUGCCUCAAAGAGCAUCUCCUGUUGCACCUCGAACUGCUCGCCAGCUUAAGACACCUGGGUCAGAUUCCGAUUCUGUUUCCUCCCCAAAUCCAGCAAGCAGGACACCCAAAGACAGAAGUCCUAAAGUAAUUGAGCGCAGGUCACCACGAAGUCCGGUGCCAGAGAAGAAGCGCCCAAGCAGAGUGCCUGAACUGGAAUCUCAGCUUGCUCAGCUCCAGGAGGAACUGAAGAAGGCAAAAGACCAGCUGAGCUCAUCCGAAUUAUGGAAGAGACGGGCCCAGCAGGAGGCCGAAGAGACCAAGAAGCAGCUUGCAGCCAUGUCAGCAGAACUCGAGGAGUCCCAGCAGCAGCUGCUGGAGCUUUCUGCUUCUGAGGAUACUCGGGUCCAGGAGCUCCGCAAAAUCUCCCACGACCGAGAUCGAGCAUGGCAGUCCGAACUAGAGGCUGUUCAGAAGCAGCACUCUAUGGACUCUGCUGCCUUGGCUUCUGCCAUGUUAGAGAUCCAGAAGCUCAAGUUCCAGCUGGAAAGGGUGGCAGAAUCUGAAGCUGCUCAGGCUAGGGAUGCUGAAUCAGCACAUGAAAAGAUACAGAGCCUAAGACUUGAACUUACAGAAACUCUCUCCCUGGUUGAGAAACUAAAAACUGAGCUCACUGAUUGCAAAGAAUCUGAAGCUCGGGCCCUAGAAGUUGUUAGUAAAACACAGAUGCAAUUGGAAUCGUCAAAAACAACUGAGGAGUCACUCCGGUCAGAAGGCCUUAAAGCCAAGGAGGCUUACAAAUCUUUGGCUUUGGAACUGGAGCAAUCAAAGGAUCAAAUAAAAUCAUUGGAGGGACUUGUUAGCAAACUAAAGGCUGAUUUAGGGAAUAAUGACAAAACCUCACAAGAUCCUUCAGGCAAUAUUAAAGAUGCAGAAUCAAACGAGCUAAGAGUAGAGCUUAACAAUAUGAGAAAUGAGGUAAAUCAAUUAAGAUCUGCACUAGAUGGAGCUGAAAGAAGGUACCAGGAAGAAAAUAUUCAAAGCACAAUGCAGAUCAGAAGUGCUUAUGAAUUAGUGGAGCACGCAAAAUCAGAAUUGUGCCUGAGAGAGGCUGAAUUGGAGGUUAAGUUGAAGAAAGCGAAAGCUGAUAUUGAAGAGUUAAAGGCAAAUCUGAUAAAUAAAGAGACUAAAUUGCAGAGUAUUUUAGAGGAGAAUGAGAGGCUGAAUACAAACAUUGAGAAGAAUCAGUCUAGAGAAAGAGAAUCUGAACUGGAAACAGAGUUGAAGAUGUCAGAAGUACGAGUGACAGAUUUAAGGGCAAGUUUGUUGGAUAAAGAGACAGAGUUACAGGGUAUAACUGAGGAAAAUGAGAUGCUGAAGUUAAAAUUCAAGAAGUGGGAAGUGGAGAGUGAAGCAGUAAAUGAUGAGGCCAAUGCUUUAGCAGAAGCAGCAAGGGCUGCGGAGCAUGAGGCUUUGAUGAAGCUUGGCUGUUUGACAGAAGAGGCAGAUAGAAGCAGCAAAAAAACCGCGCGGGUUAUUGAGCAGCUAGAUGCAGCACAGGCUACAAAUUCAGAAUUGGAGGCUGAGUUGAGGAAAUUAAAGGUACAGUCAGACCAGUGGAGGAAGGCAGCCGAGGCAGCUGCUGCUAUGCUUUCUACAGGACAUAAUGGGAAAUUAGUGGAGAGAACAGGGUCGCUUGACAGUAACUUCCAUACCAUUGGUGGAAAGAUGAAUUCACCUUAUUCAGAAGACAUGGAUGACGACUCACCUAAGAAGAAAAAUGGUAACAUGUUGAAGAAGAUCGGUGUGUUGUUGAAAAAGGGCCAGAAAUAGAUGAAUUGUUCCGCAGGUGCUUCGGGGGGCUGGAUUUAAGUAUAAUUGCAUGGAAAUGGAUUAAGGCUUAGUGUUCUAUUUUGUUUAACCUGCCAUAUGUGUGGGGUUUUGACAGACGCCGCAAUUAUUGUAUUUUAUUUUAUUUUUUUUCUGUUUUAAAAUGGCAAGACAUGUCUGUCCUUUGAUCACUGAGGAAAUUAUGUAUGUAAUUAAGUGAUCUGAUGAGCAAAAACUGUUGUAUUGUUCUAUUUUGGAGAUAAUGUUAAUAUGGCACUCCUUUAGGGGUUACUUUGGCUAA